UCUUCACUCCAGAAAAUUCUAGAUUCCAAUCUAACCCUGACAACAAGUAAAAUCUUUGUUCUUAAAAUCUCUCCUUAUCUCUGAAUUGGCAAUGGCGACUGAACAACCAAAGCCAACGGCUGAAGACGUGAAGAUGGAUCUAUUCGAAGAUGACGACGAAUUUGAGGAGUUUGCAAUUGAUCAAGAGUGGGAGGACAAAGAGGAAGGAAAAGAAGUAACCCAACAAUGGGAAGAUGAUUGGGAUGAUGAUGAUGUCAACGAUGACUUCUCUCUGCAGCUCAGAAAGGAAUUGGAAAGCAACACUGAGAAGAAAUGAGCUGCAUUUGCAUAUGAACUCUUUUUCUUCGCAACAUUGGACCAUGUUAUUUCUAUUCUGGGUUCAGAUGUUUCCAUAUGUUUGUACUCUUUAUUUUACUGAUGAAACUUAGCUUUCACCUUUUUGUUGACA
This is a messenger RNA of Lycium ferocissimum, 448 nucleotides long. Its product is annotated as protein DELETION OF SUV3 SUPPRESSOR 1(I)-like. NCBI's taxonomy places the organism in Eukaryota, Viridiplantae, Streptophyta, Magnoliopsida, Solanales, Solanaceae. Gene Ontology annotation, cellular component: proteasome complex; proteasome regulatory particle, lid subcomplex. Gene Ontology annotation, biological process: proteasome assembly; mRNA export from nucleus; double-strand break repair via homologous recombination. The transcript has 3 exons. The record is from RefSeq and is a predicted model, not a curated record. The coding region runs from base 92 to 316 and encodes 74 amino acids.